UCACUUGAGUCGACAAUAACAAGUCAAAUUGUCCAUUUCACCGGUCGCGCAGUCUUUGUUGUUUCCCAGUUUGAAUAAUUCACUUAAGCAAGAUGACGACGGAUAUUGUGAUGGGUUCGGACCAGGUUGAGAUUCCAACCCAACUUCACAACCCGUUGGAACAGUUCACAUUACUCGCGAAAAGUGCAAAAGGCGCGGCAUGUCUCGAACUAAUCAAACAAGUCCUGGAGGCUCCCGGUGUUCACGUCUUCGGCGAGUUGCUGGUCAUGCCAAACAUAUUAGAGCUCCAAAAUGGGCCACACGCUACUUACUUCAACACGUUGAACCUGUUCGCCUAUGGCACCUGCAAGCAGUACGCCCAGAAUCCCAGUCAGUUCAUCGAGCUCACGCCGGUUAUGAAGAAGAAAUUGCAGCAUUUGACCAUCGUUAGCAUGGCUAUCCGCGCCAAGUGUAUUCCUUACAGUGAGCUCCUGGAAGAGCUGGGGAUGAAGAACGUGCGCGACCUCGAGGAUCUCAUCAUCGAGGCCAUCUACGCCGAUAUUAUUCAUGGUAAAUUAGAUCAAAAGAAUAGUCAAUUGGAAAUUGAUUUUGCUCUCGGACGGGAUAUUCGACCAGACGACGUCCAUAAAAUAGCAGCCACCCUUCAGGAAUGGUGUCAGUCCUGUGAAACAGUUCUGGCUUGCAUCGAGGAGCAGAUUAAUAGGGCAAAUACGGAAAAGGCGCGUCGAAUCAAACACAAAGAACAGAUAGAACAAGAGAUCAUCAAUUUGAAGAAAACCCUUAAAACUCAACUCACUGACACAGAUGAAGCUAUGACAUCAGAACCUCGUGAAUCCACAUCGGGUCAAGAUGUCCGAAAAAAAGCAAGCAAGUCGAAAACUGCACGACCGUCCGGAUCCAGCGUAAAGUUCCAACGCUAAUUUCAUACUUCCUCCCUAACUGAACUCGCUUACAAACAUAGAAACAAAUCAUACCGAAGAGCUUUAUUUCUUUCAUCUCCGAACUUACAUUUUUCAUUAAAUUCAAUGUAAUUUUGGCCUCAAGUUUAUUUUUUUCGAUGAAUUUGCCAUUCUAAUUUUGUAAUUUGGUUUUGAAGUUUUCGUUUCGUUAAUUAUAAGCAUUUCAUCAAUGCAAAAGAUGUGGCGGUUGUUUCGCAUGUAAUCAGCUUAUUGAAUAUCAAACACAAUAAAACAUUUAUCUUUUUA
Molecule: messenger RNA, 1205 nt
Organism: Hermetia illucens (black soldier fly)
Lineage: Eukaryota; Metazoa; Arthropoda; Insecta; Diptera; Stratiomyidae
Gene: CSN7
Product: COP9 signalosome complex subunit 7
Exons: 5
Coding region: 93-920 (275 amino acids)
Biological process (GO): COP9 signalosome assembly
Cellular component (GO): COP9 signalosome
Source: RefSeq, a predicted model, not a curated record